CGAGAGCACGCAGUAACAAUGCCGGGUCAAACCAAACCCUGGCAGGCGGUAGCUUGCGGAAGCAGGCUGGCGGGUCUGCGGAAGGGAGGGAUGACGAGGAGGUUCUGCAAACAGGUUCUGCAGAAAAUUUUGAGGACCCUUCUCCUCCAUCUGGCGUAAAUAAAAAGACCAAUAUGAGAUACAAGCAUUUCCUGGCAAAAGACAGCCCGACUGCGGGUGGUGCGAAACAAGGCAGCAAGAAGCAGACCGCGACGCCGCCCUCGAUGUUUGUCCACAAGCUGCUCGCCACGUCCACAGUCGCGGCUUUAGUCGGCCGCAGAUCAACCCCCGGUGGCGGCGCCCGGGUGAUGAGCGCGCAGAACCGGCGGAGCAAACAUCGUGGGGGAGGAACAACAUCCAAUGUUGGCACGCACCCGGCUUCUUCCACCUUUUCGCCAAAUAAAGCAGUGAUCCGGAAAUGCGCCGAGAAAUCUACAACUUCCGGAGGCUCUGCUGACAAGCUCGCUGGGAGUGGGAAGACUACAAGUGCAGCCUUCGGAGCGUCGUCUUCUACCACUGGAGCAGCUUCUAGCAGCACGGCUGCAGGAGGUGCAGGCACUUCUACGACCCGUCGAUCCACUGGCGCUGCGCUGCAGGCAGAAGUGGUGGAGGAAUCUAUCGCGGGAACGGACGCGGACCCGGAAAUUAGAAUGGGUGAUCUUACUGCGCAAAACUUUCGCAAAGGGUCGCGGGAAGAGCAACGACAGGAUGAUGUUGACAACUCUCCAUCAGCUUCACCGUCUGAAUCAUAUCAGCGGCCGCUGAUGAGCCCCGAAGAGCAGCGAAAACUGAACGACUGGCGCCGGCGGCUGCGCAGCGCUGUCAAGCGGACCUUGCUGUUCGUUCAGCGGCUGGUAACAUUGAGCCGCGCGGAGAAAGCGACCAUGUUCGGGACCAAGGAUCAGUACUACUACGAAGCCCGGCUCGGCUACGUCGCGUUUAAGCGGUUCUUCUUGAAGCAAGUCCUCCGUCCGCUGGGGUAUUUGACGAAGGGCGGGCCAAAUGGCUUUUUCGGCAGGUUGUCAUCGGUGCCUGCGGAGGGGGAGGAAAACGGGCGGAGCGGGCUUGCGGAGUGGGAGAAGGAGCUGUUGUCGGAAGAGGAGAGAAUGAAAUUAGAAGAGGAACAGUUGCAGCGAAAAUUUAACUUCGACGCCCGACCCCGGGUUCUGCCCCCGCUACUACUGUCCUUGCUGAUCCAAGCGGAUCCGCACUCCAUCGUGUCCCUGCAAACCGCCGGCAGCAGCCACCCCGAGCUGGUCAGCCUGUUUCAAACCUUGCAGGCUUACUACAUGCUCCUGAACGCCUUGCAUUUUUCCACCAGCUUCGAAAACGUGAAUUUGUUCGGCCAAGACACGUCCCGCGGUCCCUUCGGGGAAACGCUCGAGGGCGGCAAACUCGGAGACAGCGGUUUCGAAUCGUCGCAAAGGCGACCAGAUGCCACGAUGGGACCGAUAUCGCAGAAGGAGAACUUCAUCCUGGCGCUGCGCAAGACUAAUCCGGAGCUCAGCGAGGAAGACCUGCUCGCCAAGGCUUUGCUGGACGAGAUCAAAACCGAAGCGGGGGUCAACUGCAGUGACGACGACAGUAUCAAAUGCAAAUGUGUCUGGGUCUGGAAAUCUGUGAUGCUGGGUGGCGUAUCAUGCGGAGGCCACAAGUGCUGGCUCAGCAUGACAAGUUUCUGAGCUUCUAGGUGUUGCCUAUAUUGCAUGAUACACUGCGUUUCUGCGUGACAGAAAAAUGAUGCUCUUGGGUAACCUGCAUGACAGAUUUGAGAGUCAUGCCAGACAGGCAUGACAAAGUUUGUCAUGACAACCAUGCUUCCUUCCAGACCCAGACACGUUUGCAUUUGAUAGACAGUGAGACCACCCUGUUGGGUUCCGACAACCUGAGCCGGAGCCUGUGCCGCGCGUUUUUGGCCCUGGAGAACGAAUUGAAAUCGCAGCAGCUGAAAGAGGCCGGGCCCAUGCGGUCGAACCCGUUUUUGGAGGGGCGGUUCGCGCCCGUCGACGAGGAGGUCACCGUGAUGGGGCGGACCGGACAAUUCGAGAUCACGGGCACCAUUCCGAAGGACCUGAAGGGGCUGUACUGCCGCGUGGGGCCGAAUGCCGUUUGCUCCACGGACGCACGGAUGCAUCACUUAUUCGACGGGGAUGGAAUGGUGCACUAUUUGGAAAUUGACAACGGCGAGGUGGUGUUAUACGGGAACCGCCUUUUGGAAACGCCGAAGCUGAAAACGGAGGUUUUGACCAACGGGGAACUGCUGUAUCUCCGCCUGGGGGAGAUGCGGGGCGGGAUUGGCGUAUCAAGAAAAAAAAUCCCCCCUCUAUAUAUCAGAACGGAAAUCUGUAAUGCAGAUUUGUGGUCACAAAUCAGAUUUGUCAUGCUAGAAGGUAAAAGAUGCGGACUGUAGUGCUGGUUUGUGUGGGAACAAAGCCUUGCAGCUUCAGCAUGACAGGAGGCAGGUGGAAGUGCAAAACAGCAUGACAAAUUGCCUGCAGACGAGGCCACGACUACGGCUCUUUGCGUUCUAGCAUUACAAAUGGAUUUGUGUACUCAGAUACAGCAUCACAAAUUUCGUUUUCGAUAUGGGGAGGGAAGAUUUCUCCUUUUGAUACGGCGUUGCGCGACUGUUGCUCCACGAAAUGCUCUUGAAAUCCCUACUUGGCGUCUUGGAGUCCGACCCGCUGCGUGCCGGCACGGCGAACACCGCCAUGGCGUACCACAAGGGGAAAAUUUUCGCGCUGUACGAAACGAACUUGCCCUUCGAAGUGGCUUACAGCGAGUCUGAAAAGCGGGAGGACCGGAAAAAUGAACUAUCGGCGGACGAUGGUUCUUUGGAGAGAGAAACCCCCCAGCAGUCCAUCCUAACUCAGGACCAGCCACUGGACACACUGGAACCGCUGAAACGCAAUCCUUCCUCCUUAACCUCGAUCGCCACGACGGCUUCCCUGCUCGACCAAGCAGAAGCAGCGGGGCUUCCGGUGGACCAAGAGUUUUUGGACCGGCUGGAAGAGUUAUCGUGGAAGAGCACAAUCGGGAACAUAUUCAUGCUAUUUGUCAUGCAAAAUCGCUUUUACGUAAAACGAAUAUCGGUUUCUAUUUGCAGCUUUCGAAGCCGAAUGUUGUCAUGGGAUUUCCCUGCAGUAUGCAUUUCUGCGAUAGUGGUCUUGCAUGACAAAAAUAUGCUCUAUGCCACUGCUCUUCUUCAGGAUACGAAUCAGAUGUGGAAUUCGAGAUCUUCGAGGAGGAGGACGAAGAUUAUCCUAUUUGAAAACGUCCACACCCUGUGCUUGUCUUUGUCAUGCCAAAUUGCAUGCCCCGAGCGAGCUGUCAUGCGCAGUCCACCCAUGAGCAGCACUCUGCAGAAGUGCUCAUCGUAUACAUUUUGUCAUGCUCCAAUCAGAAUGAGAAAAAGGGGCAGUGAUGCGGCGGCACCAUAGGGUCUUGGUGACGAUUUUCCACGGGACUAACAUGCCGACACCAUGAUCGACCAGGAAAUUGCGGAUUUGCGGAAAUUGCUGUUGCAGACCGGAUAUCAAAUGUAAAAAUGUCUGGGUCUGGAAGAAUGCAACUUGUGAUGCUGAAUUUGGAUUCCAAAAAAAUCUGUAUUGCAUGAGCAGCAAAGGGAAUGCAAUUUUUGGUACGCGGAGAGGGCAUUUGUCAUGCAGAAUAGGCAUCGCGAAACCCUCAAAAAAUCUGUGAUGCUAGGGCGUGCAUCCCAGACAUCAUGGCCAAUGCAAAACAUGCAUGACAAAUCUCAGAAUCUUUCAGACCCAGACAUUUUUACAUUUCAUACCAGAGUAGAGCAAGAAACCAACGCGGGUGGUGGAAAUGAAGCGGACGAUAACUCUGAUUUCGACCAGAAAAUCUUCAACACAACCCUGACGAGCAAGGGAAAAGCAGAAAAGACCGCGACUUCUUCGGAACCGCCCAACACUCCGCGGACAAGUUCCAAAUCCAAAUCAAGCACUAGAUUCCUCGCUCCGGUGGAAGAGGAAAGGGGUGAUUUUGGGGUAGAAAAUGAGACCAAGAGCAGAGAGUUUUCAGCCGACUCGAAGACAGUUGCCGCUUCUUACACCGGUGAGGACUUAUUGGAUGAAAAGACGAAGAUUAGAAGCCUCUCCGGGCGACAAUUCGGCGACCGUACUUUCCUUCCCGACAACGAGAUUCCGGAGUUUCCGCUCGCGGUGGAUGCCCCGUUUCCGGAGAGGACUCGGGACGAGAAAUUCCAGAGGCCGGUGGUUGAUGCGAACGAAACGACAACCACUGUCCGGCCCAAAGAGUUGUUUUCCAUCGGGUUCCACGACUUUGCGACGGGGAGGAAAAUGGUGAAGACGAGCAGUGACAGUGCAGGAAAGAGUGGUGAUGCAGCAGGUGUUGAAUCCUCAGUGAACGAGGAAAUUCAGAACCCGCCCUCCCAGCUCAACCACGCGAUGCACGCGCAUCCGAAGAUUGAUCCGGACACCAAUGACAUGUACGUUUUCGCCUACCACAUCACCGCGCCACCGUACCUGUCCUACUCCGUGAUCAGUGGCGAGACCGGGAAAAUUGUCAAGACCGUGGAUGUAUGCAUUACAAAAUGAUCGUACUGGUAUAAGUCGCAUGAUAAAUUUUUGCAUGAAGAAAACUCAAGUUUGUCAUGCUGAUUCAGGAAGAAAACAAGAUUUGUCAUGCAUGAUUGCGAUUAAUACGAGUGCGACACUUGUUUUUUCGCUGCAUAUGACGUCGGCGAGGACGAAGCGGUUGUGAAUAAGCCGGUGAUGAUGCACGACUCGCUGAUCACGAAGAAUUUUGUCGUUUUCCCCUACCUCCCGCUGUUCUUCGACGGCCAGAAGUGUGCCGAGGGCAAGUCGCCCUACCAGUUCGACAACGGUUGCAACGCGUAUUACGGCGUUUUACCGAAAUCCGCGGACUCGGCAGGGAAGAACAAUGAGAACAUUCGCUGGUUCAAGAUCCCCGGCGCGCACCAGGUGUUCCACUUUGUGAACGCGUGGGAAGAGCUGGAUGCGGACGGAAAAGCCGUCAUCGUCGCCUACGGGUGCGCGUUUCACCAGAAUUUCAAUCUGGACCUCGGCCUGGAGCUCGGUGGGAGCAAGAAAGGGAAGGACAAGGAGCAGGGAGGAGCCGGUGCUGGCGCAUCAAAGACCACUACACAAGAAGAUGACAAGCCGCCGAAUGGCAAGCCGACCCCGUUUGUGCCGCAGUUGACGAAAUUCGUAUUUCAUCUGGACAAAGCAGAAGGUGAGGAAAACGUCAGCAUGGAGAUUUUACCACUGUACUUCAGCGAAACGGGCCUUGCGAGAUCUUUUCCCUUCCCCGCGACAACCAAAGAAGAGCAAACCGCCGCGUUGGGCGAGAUUAUCCGCCCGGGUUUGAUGGGGGUGGAGUUCCCACGCAUCAACGAAAGAUUCACCGGAAAGAAAAACCGGUACUUCUACGGCGCGACCACCUUUCCCGCGGCUGACCGGGCCACCGGUGCGACGGAGAAGCAGGUCAACUCGCCCGCCACGAAGGCGCGACGCGCGAAGAAACCGGCCGCGGGGUUUGAUUUUGAAGGUUUCGUGAAAUACGACCUGGAAGAACAAACCGCGGUCGCGUUUUACAAACUGCCGGACUGGCCAAACCAGCGGUGCGGGGAGAUGUACUUCGAGCCGAAGUUUCGGGAUGGUAAAGGUGCAGUUGCUGCAGGUCCUCAGGGUUCUUCACCAGCGGAUUUUCAGGCAGAGGACGACGGCUACGUUAUGGGAUUCGUGCACUCGUUGGACGGAAUAUGCAAUGUAAAUUUCCCGUACAUGUACAAAAUGCAUGACAAAUUUUGCUAAGUUGCAGUGUACAACUUGUCAUGCUAGACUAGGAUUGAAGGCAAAUUUUGUCAUGCAGAGACAGCAUUUGUACGUGUACAGGAAAUUUACUGUGGAUAGGGAAAGGAGAACGAGUUCAUGAUUUGGGACGUGUAUGCAAAGAAAAAACCGUUUCACUGUAAACUUGUAAUGCAGAAAAUGCAUCUGAAAAGUGUUUCUCUUGCUACACAUGCAAGACAAUGGAUUUUUAGCUGUGUUUUCCCAUAGGAGUCUCGCAUGGCAAAUUUUCCCUGUGAUGUAGAACUACAAACCUGUGAUGCAAAACUUGCAAGAUCAUUACAGUGAAACACUUUUUUCGUACGAUAACGUGUCGGGGGAGUUCAUUGCGAAAAACCCCGAUUCCUACAAAGACCCGAUAUCAAAUGUAAAAGUGUCUGGGUCUGGAAGAUUCUGAGAUUUGUCAUGCAUGUUUUGCGUGACCCAGGAUGUCUGUAAUGCACGACCGCGCAUCACAGAUUUUGAGCUGGCUUCCUGAUGCCUACUCCGCAUGACAAACGAACUCCCUGCGUAGCACAAACUAGACUCCUCUUGCUGGUCGUGCAAUACAGAUUUCUCUAGAGUCCAAAGUUAGCAUCACAAGUUCCAAUCUUCCAGUCCCAGACAUUUUUACACUUGAUACCCGAUCACCCGCAUCAAAAUUCCCGUCCGGAUGCCCAGCGGUUUCCACUCACUUUUCAUCGACUCGCUGAAGUUGCAGGAACACAAGUCACACGUGACAAAAAAUUUGCUCCAGCCGCAGGGUGAAGGACAAGGAGGAGCGCCGGAAGAGCAGGGAAACACACCUACAAAGCUGAAAUCCAUGAUAUCGUACGAAAAACGUGUCUCACUGUAAGCACUUUGCAAGUCUUGCAUCACAAGUUUGGUGUCUACAUGAUGAAGAAAAUUUGCCAUGCGAGGUUCCUCAGGAAAAACACGUCUGGAAUUCCAAUGUCUUGCAUGUGUAGCAACACAGACACUUCUGCAAUACACUUUCUGCAUCACAAGUUUUUGACAGUGAAACAGUUUUUUCUCACGAUACAUGAACCUGUUGAAGUACUACAAAACCUUCCAGAGACUCGAGCAGCGGAACAUGGAAGAGUGCGCGGUUUUUUCAUCGAGUACGGAUAGCGAGGACGUAUGCACUGCAAAUACGUCUAGGUCUUGAAAAGUGCAACUUGUCAUGCUGCAUUUGGAUUCUAGAAAAAUCUGUGUUGCAUCAGCAGCAAAAGGAAUCCACUUUUUGCUACUUACGCGGACGGGGCAUUUGUCAUGCGGAAUGGGCAUAAAGAUGCCUUAAGAAAAUUUGUGAUGCUAAACAUACAUCACAGAUGUCAUGGCCCAUGCAAAACGUGCAUGACAAAGCUCUACGUUCCAGACCCAGACAUAUUUGCAAUGCAUAGGACAGUGGGGAAGGCGACGAGGCGGCGCGGACUGGUGGGGUCCGGAGAGAUGAAAAGCGGGAGAAACAACCGGGUGCCGACCCCGAUGUGGACAUGGGGGAGUAGAGGGUUGUUUGGAGCUUUCAUCUCGGUGCCUGGUCUAAAUCUGCACACUCAGGAACACGCUGACGUCUCAAGAAACCCAGAAAAUUGAAGCUGCCUUUAGUAUCGCAGUCGUAAGAACUUUCUAUCUGAUCUUUUGUUUUUCAUCUAGCACUUCUUGUUUUGAAUGCAAUUGCCACGCAAAAUCUCUUUGUGACUACUUUCUCUGAAAUUAUCGAUUGCUUAAACCGAAUCUGAUCCUUCUAUUGUUAACUAUUUUCGCUAUCUGAAAACCAUGUGUUUAUCGCUUUACUUCACCAGCAACUAGUCUCUGAUUGACUCGUAUUUCGCUGGUAGCAAAUUAUUUCUUUGUUCCUAGAAUUUCAACAGUGAGGAUGAUCUGCCUCACGCAUAAUGCUGACUACUUUCUAUGUGGCAGGACUAGCCACAAAAGAAAAAUGUAAAGACCGAUUGAACUUCGAAGCUUAUUUUGGCCUCUAUUUGAUCUGAAACUGAUAAGCUAGCGUAUGUAAAAAGUACUCUGCUUCUUCUGAAACGAAACUUUUGAUGUCAUGACUCAUUAAAGGUAUGAAGUACCGCCCGGACUUUUGAGGAUGUUAUUUUAUUUUGAGAAUAUAGCAGUUUUUACGACUACAAUUUCUACCAAGAGCAGAAUGCUCUUUACUUUGCGGCUGAGUCUAGGGUCUCCUAUACAACGAGAUAAACUGAAGACACAUCAACAGCCACAGUAACUCUACUAGACAACACCAACAUGAAGAGAAUUUCGUAUUGUUUUUGUCUUGCAAUUUUUGCAAUUACAGAUGAGAUCGAGUACGAGAAUGAACGACGAAGAAAUGUUUAGCGCGAGCUAGGUUUCUCGAGAAGUUUUUGCUUGUCGAAGGCUUUUUGAAUCGAAGACAACCAUAGAAGAAUUUCAAAUUCAUAUGUUGGAAUUGAUGUUGGCGUUGAACUAUCAAUAGAGUCCUCGUUUUUAUUCAU
This is a messenger RNA of Amoebophrya sp. A120, 8359 nucleotides long. The record is from the annotation of a GenBank genome assembly. NCBI's taxonomy places the organism in Eukaryota, Dinophyceae, Syndiniales, Amoebophryaceae.